UCGCGCCGGCCGCGACCGCAAACAGAAACGAAUCGUACACCAAGAACGGUCACGUCCAAAACGUCACUCAAAGGCUAUUUACUUUCCACAACCUACUUCGCGCCGCUUUCGCGAAAGUUCAAGUUGACUUGAAUCUUUUUCCUCGUUCAGUUUGGAAUCGAAGCGACGACACGCAGUCGAAAGUUUACGUUAGAAUUCUGGGAAAAAUGAUCGGUUUCGUUGGUAUUUUGUGCGUUUGUGCGCUGAUCGGUGGUUCGCAGGGAUCGGCCAUACCUAUGUGGGAGUUUUUAAGCAAACAAGAAAAGACUUCAUUUAUCUACUCGAUGUUUGCCAAUCAAGUUGAAAGAUUUUGUGAUGGUUCAGACUUAACGAACUGCAACAGAAGAUUGCUAAAAUAUGGUCUUGGUAUCUUGAGGAAUCUGCCUGAAGAACGGUUGGAUGCCAUGGACCCUUACCAAAGAGGAGCCAACAAUAUAAUUUGGGAAACUCUGAUGACGGGCCACAAAUUCCAGAAGACCACCCCAAAACCACGCAGCACCUCAUCCACCGCCAAACCUAACUCCUACGAAGACCAAUCUUUCUCAGACUACGAAGAUUUCGGUACCCAGAGUGCUGCCAGCGCCAAAAUAGACAACGUCUACGUAGUCGCACCACCUAAGGGCUUCGUACCAAAAGUCCAAACAGAAAAAACUGAAUUCGUCGAACCCAAACCUGAAGAUUCCGCUUCCAGUUACAUCAUCACCUUCAAAAAAUCAGAUGGAAAGGGCGUUUUCAGUCGGUUUCAAAAUCAGUACCGCCCUGUAGCCGUUACAACUGAAAAAAUUGCUCCUAGUACCGAAAAACUGUAUCUCAAUGAGUUUAUUAACCCCCUGUCAGGUCCGAUGGUAGUUAAAGUCUUUCCUGACGGUACUCCGGUGAGGGAAUCCACUCAACUACCCACAGAUGACGAUCUCAGGCAGUACCAACUGCAACACGCCAAAAUUCCAGUGUUUUGAAGUCAAAAGCAUGGAUUUUUUCGACAGUAGUACAAUUUAUUCGAUCGGCCAUGGAUCGAAUAUGUUAUGAAACUUAAAUUUGAAAUUAUGCGGUCAAUUUAGCAAGUUCAUCGCAUGAUUCGGUACUUCCUGUAUUUAGAAAGUGCCCCAGAGUCAAUUGGCUGAAAGAAAUUUGACUGUAGAGACUAAUUUCUUCCUUAUAAAUUAUUUAAGUAUAAGUUUUAUAAUUUGUGAUAUAUGAUAUAUUUCGAUGUAAAAGAAGUAUUUAUUUUGUUUAAGUAGACUUAACGAAGAUCUUGCCUGAAAUACCACAUUAUACAGAGUGUGUUAUUGUCUGUUUCUCUAACGAUAAAUAUAUUAUUGUUAGUAAAACCUGAUCAUCUAUAGAAUGGUUUGAAAUCAGGCUCUGAAUGAAUGCUGUACCAGAAUAAGUGUGGAUUAAUUUAUUGAAUGAUGUGCGCUGUGUUAGAAAAAUCAUAUGUUAUGAUUUUGUUAUAAAUUAUUGUAUAUAUUUUUUGUGAUUAUGAUAAUUAUGUUUGUUUAUGCAUGAAAAUCCUACCGAAAUUUAUACUAUUUAAAUUUACCUAGAUAUUGGUUUUAUGUAUGAUUUUGAUACAUAAUAAAAUGAAUCAAAGUGUAA
This is a messenger RNA of Sitophilus oryzae (rice weevil), 1635 nucleotides long. It is a transcript of the gene Reg-5, whose product is annotated as rhythmically expressed gene 5 protein. The transcript is spliced from 3 exons. NCBI's taxonomy places the organism in Eukaryota, Metazoa, Arthropoda, Insecta, Coleoptera, Curculionidae. The record is from RefSeq and is a predicted model, not a curated record. The coding region runs from base 207 to 995 and encodes 262 amino acids.